AUGGCUUCAAGAGAUGUUGUCGAUAGCAAACGUUUUGUAUUUCAGUCGUCUGAUAAAAAAGUUGUAACUUACAUAAGUCCUAGAAAUAAAAUUAGUACUUAUGUUACACCUAAAACAAAACAAUCACAUACGUCACCGGUAAGAAAGAAACCGUUGUCACAGCCACCACCAUCACCACCUGUAGUAAAUAAAUAUCCACAGCCAUCACCAUCUGUAGUAAACAAAUUUCCACCACCAUCACCACCUGUAGUAAACAAACUUCCACCACCAACAUUAGAAAGACAUACUAAUGUUGUUACACCACGAACAGAAUUAACUUCACCUCGACGUAUUAUUGUUGUACGUAGUAAGAAACAUCCACAAGUCAAUGGAGAUGUAGGUGGUUCAGAAGGUGUUACAGAUCAGGAUUUAGUAAAUAUUCCUUUAAAAAAUACGAAUGGAAAUAAAGCAAUCUAUUUCAUUCGAAGAUCUAUUGUACCAACUGGUCAUCAAACAUCAACUCAUCAAUUUAAUAAUGAAUAA
Adineta steineri is the source of this 522-nucleotide messenger RNA. NCBI's taxonomy places the organism in Eukaryota, Metazoa, Rotifera, Eurotatoria, Adinetida, Adinetidae. The record is from the annotation of a GenBank genome assembly.